Messenger RNA from Carassius gibelio (silver crucian carp), 3042 nucleotides. RefSeq names its product zinc finger protein OZF. Bases 858 to 2441 code for a protein of 527 amino acids. Gene Ontology annotation, cellular component: nucleus. The transcript has 2 exons. NCBI's taxonomy places the organism in Eukaryota, Metazoa, Chordata, Actinopteri, Cypriniformes, Cyprinidae. Gene Ontology annotation, molecular function: RNA polymerase II cis-regulatory region sequence-specific DNA binding; DNA-binding transcription factor activity, RNA polymerase II-specific. The record is from RefSeq and is a predicted model, not a curated record. Gene Ontology annotation, biological process: central nervous system development; regulation of transcription by RNA polymerase II.
UCAAGUUUAUAUGUAUACGCAAGUUAUUCACAAGUGUGUAUGCAUACAUUGCUAACAUUAUAUGUAUUGGUAUCGAUUUCAUAUUAGUGUUCACGUGUAUUUUAUAUAUGUAUUUUUGAACAUUCAGUAGUAUGCAUGUAUAUGCGAGUAAUUUAUAGGUGUAUAUGCACGUGUUUUAUGUAUGUAUUGAUAAGCGAAGUUUGAUUUAAAUCCUACACGGCGCCUCAUACUCCAGAGUGGGAUGACAUUAUCUAGUCACUGGUGAUGAAACAGUGUGAUUUAUUUAGUCACUAGGUAGUGUUAACUAAUAAGACUGAAUUAUGAAGUAGCACUCAGAAAAAUAAGCAAAUGUAAGACUUACAAAGUCUCAAGGGGGGAAAUGUUGAAGAUUUUUUAUUAAUCAGUUUAUGACUUAAUCAAGUAUAAUCAAGGUGAAUCUAGCCAUUAAUACAAGCAGUUAUACUUCCAUUAUAAUCUAACACUGUGUGUAAAAAGAAAAAGCCUGCAUAGCAGAAAAUGGACAGACCCUGAGAUGGGAAACAUCUGGAAACCUUACCAUAACAAGUCUUGGGGGCCCCUUCUCUCUAGGGAGGAAUCAAAUUGUUUGCAUAAAGGAAAACUCUAUGAAAUGUCUAGAACACGCCUUCCACUGUGUAAACAGGAAAACUAUAUAUAAGGAGAAGCCGAAUAACAAUUGAGAUCCUUUCUACAGAGAGCUCUCGGCUUUGUUCUCAUUGAAACAAAGUCUAUCUUCUAGAAACAAAAUCCCAAGACUGAGUGUGAUACUUCAGAUCAGCGGCAGACGACACUACAAUAUAGAAAACGGUGAGAAAACUUGUGAUCCAGAAACCUGCAGAAUGGAGCAUGAAGAUACUGAACAACAAAAAGACCUGACGGAAGAGAAUGAGGAGAGUGAAGUGGAGGAGAAAUACCAUCAUGUUAAAACUGAUCUAAAAAAAUCUUUGAGUCACUCACAGACUAAAAGUAAUUCAUUGAAAAGAAGAGCCAAGAAGUCUUUCAGGUGCCUUCAGUGUGGGAAGAGUUGUACAUUAAAACAAAGCCUGAAGAGACACAUGAAAAUCUGUUCUGGGGAGAAACCACACACAUGUGAUCAAUGUGGAAAGAGUUUCACAUUAAAAGGAACCCUUAAUGAUCACAUGAAAAUCCACACCGGAGUGAAGCCGUACACAUGUGAUCAGUGUGGAAGCAAUUUUGCUCAAAAAGGGGGCCUUAAGUCUCACAUGAAAAUCCACAGUGGAGAGAAACCACACACAUGUGAUCAAUGUGGGAAGAGUUUCACACAUAAAGGAUAUCUUAAGAUACACAUGACUAUUCACACUGGAGAGAAGCCGCACACAUGUAAUCAAUGUGGAAAGAGUUUCAGAAUUAAAAUAAAUCUUAAGGAACACAUGACUAUCCACACCGGAGAAAAGCCAUACACAUGUGAUCAGUGUUGGAAGUCUUUCAGAAAGGAGUACUCUUAUAAAUUACAUAUGCGUUCUCACUCUGGAGAAAGACCGUUUUACUGUUUUACUGAUCAGUGUGGUAAAAAUUUUUUUAGGACAGAUACACUGAAGAACCACCUAAAAGUUCAUUCAAAAGAGAAGCCUUACAUGUGUUCUUUGUGUGGAAAGAGUUUUACUCAGCUGGGUAAUUUAAAAAUACACCAGAAAAGACACAGUGAUGUGAAAAAUCAUAUGUGCUUUGAUUGUGGGAAGACUUUUGUUAGAGAUGCUGAACUGAAACAGCACCAGACAAUUCACACUGCAGAAAAACCUUACAAGUGUUCACACUGUGAGAAGAGAUUCAAACGGUCAAUAUAUAUGAAAAUACAUGAGAGGAUCCACACUGGAGAGAAACCUUACAAGUGUUCACACUGUGACAAGAGAUUCAUUCAGUCACAAGAUCUGAAAAUACAUGAGAGGAUCCACACUGGAGAGAAACCUUACAAGUGUUCACACUGUGACAAGAGAUUCAUUCAGUCACAAAAUCUGAAAAAACAUGAGAGGAUCCACACCGGAGAGAAACCUUACAAGUGUUCACACUGUGACAAGAGAUUCAUUGAGUCAAAAUAUCUGAAAAUACAUGAGAGGAUCCACACUGGAGAGAAACCUUACAAGUGUUCACACUGUGACAAGAGAUUCAGUCGGUUACCAAAUCUGAAAAUACAUGAGAGGAUCCACACUGGAGAGAAACCUUACAAGUGUUCACACUGUGACAAGAGAUUCAGUGAGUUAUCAAAUCUGAAAACACAUGAGAGGAUCCACACCGGAGAGAAACCUUACAAGUGUUCACACUGUGACAAGAGAUUCAGUCAGUUACCAAAUCUGAAAACACAUGAGAGGAUCCACACUGGAGAGAAACCUUACAAGUGUUCACACUGUGACAAGAGAUUCAGUGAGUUAUCAAAUCUGAAAACACAUGAGAAGGUCCACACUUAAGAGAAGUCAUAUCGCUGCCUAACAUGUGGGAAGGUUAUCUUCUUAACUCAGUCAACCAAAAAUCUAAAGGUUUGAAAUAACAGUAUAGUUCAUUUUUAGAUCCAGAACACUUAAAUUUGAUACUGUGUCCUCACCAAACAUGACCCAACAAAACAUUGUCUAUAGUUGUUAGAGUUAACAGAAUUCAUCUGCAAGACCAACAGUUUCUAGUCUGAAAUAAAGAUAAACUCAAAAAAGACAGGUCUCAUUCCAAAUGAACAAAAUCUUUAUUCUUUUUUUACUUUGUAUUUUUUAAAUAAUUUUGCUUUGUGAUUUUUGUAUUUUGAUCCAUUUACAUUACUUUUUAUGGAGUGAUUUUAGUGAGUGAAUAAAAUAAAAGUAGUUUUUCCUACUAGAAAUGAAGUUCUUUGCUUUAUGUACACACAUUCAUAAGCUUAUAUUCUCAAGUAAUUGUCGUGCUGUUAAGUGUUUUAAGUCGUCUAAAGUCACAUAGGUCAGAGACACCCUUCUUUAAUCUAUUCUCUUUUUAAGAACAGAUGUUAGAUUAAUGUUUACUAAGAAUGAUGAAAAAGAAGAAAUAAACAUUUUGUGAUUAAUUGUG